Drosophila serrata is the source of this 1970-nucleotide messenger RNA. RefSeq names its product putative cytochrome P450 12d1 proximal, mitochondrial. NCBI's taxonomy places the organism in Eukaryota, Metazoa, Arthropoda, Insecta, Diptera, Drosophilidae. Gene Ontology annotation, molecular function: heme binding; monooxygenase activity; oxidoreductase activity, acting on paired donors, with incorporation or reduction of molecular oxygen. The record is from RefSeq and is a predicted model, not a curated record.
AUAGAAAAUAUAAAAAAUUAUUUUGUACAAUGAAUAUUUUGCAAAAUUCGCAACGGGCAGCGUAUUCUAUACGCUCUUUGCGGUCAGCUUCUACGCAGGCGGCCCAAGCUUUUCAGGUGGCUGAAAAUGUGACCACAGAGGCGAGACCCUACAGUGAAAUUCCGCGUCCCGGAAAAUUGGAAUUUAUACGAGCUUUCAUGCCGGGCGGCGAGUUUCAUAAUGCAUCUAUAGUUGAUUUUGCAGCGGCAAUGAGAAAACGUUAUGGCGAUAUCUUUAUAAUGCCGGGAGUAUUUGGUAGAACGGAUUGGGUCACCACCUUCAGUCCCCAGGAUAUGGCCAUGGUUUUUCGCAAUGAGGGAAAUUGGCCCAAGAGAGAGACCUUUGCUUCCCUCACCUACUUUCGUACACACAAAAGGCCCGAUGUUUAUGGCGAUAUGCUGGGUCUAGUAUCUGCUCAAUCAGAGAAUUGGGGCAAAAUGCGAUCAGCCCUCAAUCCGAUCUUUAUGCAACCCAAGGGUUUGAAAUCUUACUACGAACCGCUUUCCGACAUAAACAAUGAGUUUAUUGAACGCAUUAAAGAAGUAAGAGAUUCCAAAACCCUCGAGGUUCCCGAAAACUUCAUGGAGGAGAUUAGCCGCCUGAUCUUUGAUUCCCUAAGUCUGGUGGCCUUCGAUAGGCAAAUGGGUCUCCUCCGAAAGAAUCGAGAUAAUCCCGAUGCCCUGAAAUUGUUCAAACAAUCAAAGCAGGCCCUGAGGUAUGUCUUUGAGUUGGAUGUCCAGCCUUCGAUGUGGAAGGUUUUCCCAACACCGACAUACAGGAAAAUGAUGCGAUUGCUGGACGAGAGCUUAACCGUGGCUCAGAAAUUGCUCAAGGAAACCCAGGACACGCUGGAAAAGCGUCGCCUGGCUGGUGAAACAAUCAAUAGUAACAGUAUGCUGGAAAGGAUGAUGGAGGUGGAUACAAAACUGGCAGUGAUCAUGAGUCUAGACAUUCUAUUUGCGGGAAUCGAUGCUACAUCCAAUCUUCUCUCGGCUGUGCUUCUCUGUUUGGCCAAAAAUCCAGAGAAGCAGGCAAAGUUACGUAAGGAACUGCUAAAGAUUAUGCCCACAAAGGAUACAGCUUUGAAUGAGGAGAGCAUGAAGGAUAUGCCUUACCUGAGGGCCGUGAUUAAGGAGGCCCUGCGUUACUAUCCCAAUGGCUUGGGUAACAUGCGGGAGUGUCCCACGGAUGUGACCCUAUCGGGAUAUAAUGUGCCCAAGAACACCACCAUUGUCCUUGGUUCAAAUAUUCUCUUCCAGGACAACAGCUACUAUCCGCAGGCUGACAAGUUCCUGCCGGAACGAUGGCUCCGAGAUGCUGAAACUGGCAAGAAGACGCCAAUGAAUGCCUUCACCUAUCUGCCCUUUGGUUUUGGUCCACGAAUGUGCAUUGGCAAGAGGUUAGUGGACCUCGAGGUCGAGACGAGUGUGGCCAAGGUGAUCAGGAACUUCCAGGUGGAGUUCAAUUACGAUGCCAGUCGUCCCUACAAAACAUUCUUCAUCAUGGAAGCCGCCAUACCAUUCCGAUUCAAGUUCACUGACUUAGAUUACUAAAAAUUAAAUGAAAAUUGGCUGAUGAAAUGUGUUUAAUGAUUUUCUCACACGAUAAGAUUGGUUUAAAGUAGCACAUUGUUUAAUUUCCACCACACGCGACGGUGUGUUAUCUCUAUCAGGUUCCUCUUGAAAUUGCUUUUUAAUUGGAAGACCCAAAGCCAAAAGCCGAACAACAUUUAAACGGCCCAGCGGCGGCUCUGGUAAUGUGUUUCGGUGGUUUUCGGUGGGUGUUUUGUUGGUCAGGUGUGCGCUAAUUUUGGGCCAAUUGGAAAAUGCAAAUUUAAUUAGCGGCUAAUGUCGUAAAACAGCCGUAAAAUUGAAAAUUAAGCAGCAAAUCAAUGGGGGCUGCGUAUUGCUUCUAUUUUACUUUUCUGGCUU